Messenger RNA from Pelodiscus sinensis (Chinese soft-shelled turtle), 2537 nucleotides. The record is from RefSeq and is a predicted model, not a curated record. NCBI's taxonomy places the organism in Eukaryota, Metazoa, Chordata, Testudines, Trionychidae.
AAUUAUUUCUUCUUUGUUCAGCUUCUUUUUAGGAGAAUUGGAGAAGUGCCUUGAAGAUCCAGAAAAACUGGGAUCCCUCUUUGUUAAGCAUGAGAGAAGGUUGCACAUGUACAUAGUUUACUGCCAAAACAAACCAAAGUCUGAGCACAUUGUCUCGGAAUACAUUGAUACAUUUUUUGAGGACUUAAAGCAGCGUCUCGGCCACAGACUUCAGCUCACAGACUUGCUAAUAAAACCAGUGCAGCGAAUUAUGAAAUACCAAUUGUUACUCAAGGACUUCCUCAAAUACUCUAAAAAAGCUAACCUUGACACAACAGAACUAGAGAAAGCUGUAGAGGUCAUGUGCAUAGUACCAAAACGGUGCAACGACAUGAUGAAUGUUGGCCGCCUGCAAGGGUUUGAUGGUAAAAUUGUAGCCCAGGGUAAGCUCCUGCUACAGGACACAUUCCUGGUCACAGACCAAGACACAGGACUUCUGCCACGUUGCAAAGAAAGGCGUGUCUUCCUGUUUGAACAGAUUGUCAUAUUCAGUGAGCCACUAGAUAAAAAGAAAGGUUUCUCCAUGCCGGGAUUCUUGUUUAAAAACAGUAUCAAGGUGAGUUGUCUUUGCCUGGAGGAAAACGUGGACAAUGAUCCUUGUAAAUUUGCACUAACAUCAAGAAUGGGUGAUGUCACAGAGACCUUUGUUUUGCAUUCUGCCAAUCCAGGCAUGCGCCAGUUGUGGAUCCAUGAAAUCAACCAAAUUCUGGAAAACCAGCGUAAUUUUUUGAAUGCCUUGACAUCACCAAUUGAGUAUCAGAAGAACCACAGUAGUGGUGGCGGUGGCAGCAGCAAACGUCUGAACCAGUCAUGACAAGAAUCUUCUCACUGGGCAGGUGUCGAGCCUUCGAAAGCGUCUCUUCUCUUCGGAACAUCACAUUGUUGGGGUGGGGGGGAAGGAAAGGGGCAGUGUCAAAAGAGUUCUUAAAUUUCCUGUCCUCUCCUGAAAUCAGCUUGAAGCAGAAAUUCUUCUUCCUCUGAACUGUUCCUUCACCUGCAUAAAAAGAGGGAGGUAGGGAGGUUAGAAGACCCUAGGUCUACACCAAGGGGUUCUCAUCGUCCUUGCUGAAACCUACCCUUCCCCUCCAUUGCAGGAAAGUGACCUUGUGAUUAGGGGUUGGCUGCAGAGCUCCUCACCCCUCCAGCCUUCCCUCCACUUAGGGAUCUAAAUGUGUUGAACCCUCCAAUAGCUCAAAGGCUAUACCAGACUCCUAAGCCUUCAUACAUAGCCUGACCACUAGAAUAGAGGGAGUGUGGCUUCUGAAAGAGUUACUCGCCUUGUGCAGUAACGGUGGUUCUUUGAGAUGUGUCCCCAUGGGUGCUCCACUCUGGGUGCUGGUGAGUCCUCAUGCCGGCAAUCGGAGACUUUUCUAGCAGUUUCUGCUGCACCGCGCAGGUGUCGCAGCUCCCUCUAGUGCUGUUAGAAUUCUUGGGCAUGUGCGUGACACGGCCCCUCUGUUACUUCUCUACCCGCUAGAGUACAAGGCUCCAAAGCAGGGGAAGGAGGGAGAGUAGUGGAGCAUCCACGGGGACACAUCUCGAAGAACCACUGUUACUACAUAAGAUCUUUCAGUGUAGGAGAUGAAAAGCCUAGGUGAGGCUCACCACAGCUUCGUGUGGUCGACAUAAAACGCCAGUGCUCGUCAGAUGUCAAGAGUGUGCCAUGCAGCCUGGAUUGGGCCGGUGUAAUGCUUUGGAAAGAAGGCAGGUAAUCUUGGCAUUCUGGAGCCAUGAAGGAGCCAGGCGUGGAGGUAGAGCUUGAGAAUGUCUGGAUGGAGAGUCCUCCCAUGGUUCUGCGAUGGAGGUCAUGGUGGAGAGGGAAGGGAUACGGGUCCAUCACCGCCAUUUUGAAGAGGAAUGAGAACAGUUGGCUCCGUCUGCUGCUGAGGAUGGUAGAGAAGGAACGGAGGGCCGUGCUGUGCCUGCGCCCAAGAUUUCCAAAGGCACUAGAGGGCGCUGCAGCGCCUGAGCAGCGCGGCAGAAACUGCUAGAAAAGUCUCCAAUCGCCGGCGCGAGGAUGCACCAGCAUCCAGACUGGAGCUCCCAUGGGAACCACUUGAAGGAGAAGUUGUGUUUGACUGACAGCGUAAACAGUGUUAAGCUGUUUCCGUAUGUGGGAGUGAAACAGACCACCGUAGCCUAUUAGCAACACAUUGCUCUAGAAUUGUAGUGGAAUAGCCCCAAAUGCAAGUGGAAGCAUUUGAACUGGCAGUCAAAGCAAUUACCAAACCCACUUUCAGAUGGUGGCCAGGUGUGAGUAUAUCCAUCAGCCACUAAUCAUUUACCUGAUGAAGCUGAGGCAUCCCUAGAGUUCCUAUUGCUGCAUCCCAGGGGAGAAGAGUUUCCCAUAUAGGAACUGCUGCAAGUGCCAGCGUUUGCUAGGUCCCUGAUGCCAAGCAAACUCCCUGGAGCUCCAAACUCUUCCACUAGAGUCCUUGCUAGCACACUCCCUCUCAGGGCUGGCCCACAACAUUUUGGCACCUGAGGCAGGGAGCUCA